AUGUCCGCUAACCCUAAAGCCUUUCCAUUGGCCGACUCUGGCUUGUCCCAGCAAAUCCUCGAUGUUGUUCAACAAGCUCAAAACUUGAGACAAUUGAAGAAGGGUGCUAACGAGGCCACCAAAACUUUGAACAGAGGUAUCUCUGAGUUCAUCAUCAUGGCUGCCGACACUGAGCCUAUUGAGAUCUUGUUGCACUUGCCUUUGUUGUGUGAGGACAAGAAUGUCCCAUACGUUUUUGUGCCUUCCAAAGCUGCUUUGGGCAGAGCCUGUGGUGUCUCCAGACCAGUCAUUGCCGCUUCCGUGACUUCUAACGAUGCCUCGUCCAUCAAGAACCAGAUUUACGGUAUCAAGGACAAGAUCGAGACUUUGUUGAUCUAA
Molecule: messenger RNA, 378 nt
Organism: Metschnikowia bicuspidata var. bicuspidata NRRL YB-4993
Lineage: Eukaryota; Fungi; Ascomycota; Pichiomycetes; Serinales; Metschnikowiaceae
Product: RNA binding protein
Exons: 1
Coding region: 1-378 (125 amino acids)
Biological process (GO): maturation of SSU-rRNA; ribosome biogenesis; mRNA splicing, via spliceosome
Cellular component (GO): small-subunit processome; precatalytic spliceosome; box C/D methylation guide snoRNP complex
Molecular function (GO): RNA binding
Source: RefSeq, a predicted model, not a curated record